Molecule: messenger RNA, 910 nt
Organism: Juglans microcarpa x Juglans regia
Lineage: Eukaryota; Viridiplantae; Streptophyta; Magnoliopsida; Fagales; Juglandaceae
Product: VAMP-like protein YKT61
Exons: 6
Coding region: 134-733 (199 amino acids)
Biological process (GO): endoplasmic reticulum to Golgi vesicle-mediated transport
Cellular component (GO): membrane; Golgi apparatus
Molecular function (GO): SNAP receptor activity
Source: RefSeq, a predicted model, not a curated record
AGGUAACAGGUUUCAGGAAAAAAUGUAAGAUCCUUAACCCGCAUCAGAUCCCAACUCAUUCCGGGAACCGAAUUGCUCCUCGCUUUCUUCCCACACGGCGAAAUCACAGAAAGAGAGAGAGAGAGAGAGAGAGAUGAAGAUCACGGCGCUUUUGGUGCUGAAGUGCACCCCGGAAGGGUCCGAUCCGGUCAUACUUGCGAACGCGACGGACGUUAGCCACUUCGGGUACUUCCAGAGGUCCAGCGUCAAGGAGUUCAUCGUUUUCGUCUCUCGCACCGUCGCCAAGCGCACGCUACCCUCCCAGCGUCAAUCCGUCCAGCACGAAGAGUACAAGGUGCAUUCUUACAACAGAAAUGGCCUUUGUGUAUUGGGCUUUAUGGAUGAUCACUACCCAGUUCGAAGUGCCUUUUCACUGCUCAACCAGGUGCUAGAUGUGUAUCAGAAAAAUUUUGGCGACUCAUGGAAGACUGCACAAGCAGAUAAUACCCAAGCAUGGCCCUAUCUGAGUGAAGCUUUGACAAAAUUCCAGGACCCUGCGGAGGCUGAUAAGUUGUUGAGAAUUCAGAGGGAGUUGGAUGAAACUAAAAUUAUCCUUCAUAAGACUAUUGACAGUGUACUUGCACGGGGUGAGAAACUGGACAGUUUAGUUGAAAAGAGUUCAGAUCUCAGUUCAGCAUCACAGAUGUUCUACAAGCAAGCCAAGAAGACAAACCAGUGUUGUACCAUACUGUGAGCUUCUGCGGAGAGGAGCAAUCUUGUAAUUGCCUCCACAUUUUCUAACGACAAAGUUGAUGGAUGACAAAUUGUGAGUCUACUAUGUUUAUACCGUUUAUCAAUUGUUUUGUUGAUGUUGAUGGAUUCAAGAAAUGGAAGGGAAAAAAAAGAAAAAGAAAAAUCAAUUGUUUGGUGG